Molecule: messenger RNA, 2490 nt
Organism: Cadophora gregata
Lineage: Eukaryota; Fungi; Ascomycota; Leotiomycetes; Helotiales; Ploettnerulaceae
Gene: MAK5
Product: ATP-dependent RNA helicase
Exons: 2
Coding region: 365-2353 (662 amino acids)
Cellular component (GO): nucleolus
Molecular function (GO): nucleic acid binding; ATP binding; RNA helicase activity
Source: RefSeq, a predicted model, not a curated record
GCGAACUCCCAAUACACAAAGCUCCUGCUUAAAUCCUCACAGACGCCCUACAUAAUCGAAAUGGCACCCGAGCAGAAGAAAAGAACAAGGCCCGUACCUAAUGCCAGCCAGCAAUCGAAGAAACGGCAAAAGAUUGAGCCUGUGAAACAACCAACAGAUGCUGUCGUUAAGCGUCCCGUGGUGCUGGAUGCACUGCCAUGGAACGAGGUGCAGAUGCCGGAUAUGUUUAACGACGCCGAGGGAUUCUUUGGUCUAGAAGAGAUCGAAGGAGUAGAAGUCGUUCGGGAGGGCAAUACCGUUAAAUUCGUACGUACUCAUAACAAUGGCAUGGAGUUUGGAGAUUAAUUCGAUAUAGGUUACUGCUAUGAAACCUACGUUUGACGAAGACGAAGAAUUCGAAGGAUUUGGAGAUGAAGAGCCAGAGAGAAGCGUGCCAAGUACAUCCGAUACUUCAGAAUCCACCCAGAAAGCUAAAGAGAAGCCCGAGAGGAUAGAGAAGAAGGAAAAGCAAAAGGACAGGAAAGAGAAAAUGGCCAAAAAGGACAAGGCCAAAAAGUUAGAGACGAAAGAAGACGACAAGUCAAAACUUAAGGAGCCCAGUACUAAUGUGUUCAAGCUUUUGGAGGAGGACGCAGAAGUGGAGGAGACUGACGUUUCGGCAUGGGCAGACUUGGAUCUUUCCCCCGACACACUCUCUGCUCUCUCGAAAAUGGGAUUCGCAAAACCGACCUUGAUUCAAGCUUCCGCCAUACCUGAAAUUUUAGCAGGCCACGAUGUCGUAGGAAAAGCAUCUACCGGGUCUGGGAAGACUCUUGCCUUUGGCAUACCCAUUCUGGAAAGCUGGCUGGAAAGAUAUGGAGAGUUGGAUGAAGCUGCCCUGAAAGAGUCAAGGCCCCCGACUGCACUGAUCCUUUCUCCUACCCGCGAAUUGGCACAUCAGUUGACGGAACACAUCACAGCCCUUUGCAAAGGUCUUAGGAAUGCUCCCUACGUGGCGGCGGUUACGGGAGGAUUGUCUGUCCAGAAGCAACAACGUCAGCUUGCGAAAGCUGAUGUAGUUAUUGGAACGCCUGGUCGACUGUGGGAAGUGAUGAGCACCAGUAUUGACUUAACAGCAGCUUUCAAGCAGAUCAAGUUCCUGGUAAUCGAUGAAGCGGACAGACUAUUGACUGAAGGCCACUUCAAGGAGGCAGAGGAGAUUAUCAAUUCACUUGAUAGACAGCAGGAUGCGGAGGAAGAUGAUGAAAGUGUUCCGGAGAGACAGACCCUAGUUUUCUCUGCAACAUUCCACAAAGGCUUACAGCAAAAGCUCGCCGGAAAGGGAAAGCAUGGACUCAUGGAUGACGGGGAGUCAAUGGAGUAUCUUCUUAAGAAGCUUAAUUUCCGAGAAGAUAAGCCGAAAUUCGUGGAUGUCAAUCCUGUUUCGCAGAUGGCCGAUAAGCUUAAAGAAGGAAUGGUGGAGUGUGCAGGCACUGAAAAGGAUCUGUACUUGUACUCGCUCCUUCUUUAUCAUCCAAACCAGCGGACACUCAUCUUUACAAAUUCCAUCCACUCAGUCCGUCGACUUACUCCCAUGCUGCAAAACCUCAACUUACACGCUCACGCCCUGCACUCUCAAAUGGCCCAAAAGGCACGAAUGCGCUCUAUUGAGCGUUUCUCCUCACCCAAAGCUACCAGCUCGAUUCUUGUCGCAACAGAUGUCGCAGCCCGUGGUCUUGAUAUCGGUGGAGUUCAGCUGGUCAUCCAUUACCACCUUCCCCGAGCAGCAGAUAUGUACGUGCAUCGUUCAGGCCGAACAGCUCGAGCCGAAGCCUCGGGAACCAGUAUCCUGAUGUGCGCCCCUGAAGAAGUGGUCGGAAUGCGCCGUCUCGUUGCAAAGGUACAUGCGCAGAACGCAGUUGCAGGGGGAGGAAACAAAUCAAAGUAUUACAUGCGAUCAUUAGACAUUGAUCGCAAGGUGGUAUCCCGUCUCAAGCCUAGAGUCACGCUCGCGAAGAAGCUCGCCGAUAGUGCUUUGGCUAAGGAGAAGAAGGGGCACGAUGAUGAAUGGGUGAGGACAGCGGCUGAGGAACUGGGAGUAGACUACGAUAGUGAGGAAUUUGAGGCUGCUGGCGGAAUGCGGAAGGGACGUGGAACUGGGAGGAAGUUAAAGGAGAAAGAAAUGAGAGCGCUUACGAAAGGAGAGUUGGGCGCUCUUCGUGGCGAGCUGAAGAGCUUGUUGGCACAGAGAGUCAACGUUGGUGUUAGCGAAAGAUAUUUGACAGCGGGAACUGUGGACGUUAAUGAGCUCCUCAAGGGAGCUCAAGGCAAUUUUCUUGGGCAGGUCGAUGGCAUAGGAAUGGAUGAUGUGUAGUCAUCUGUACUCAUGAACAUUAAGAGACUAUUCUCAACACCUGACGUGGAUAUACAAACGAUAAUUCUUUCAACCUCCAGAACACCAACAGUUGCCUUAUAAAUCACACAUACCUUGUGAAGUCGGCGCGUCACGAC